This is a messenger RNA of Cyphomyrmex costatus, 942 nucleotides long. RefSeq names its product putative gustatory receptor 23a. Gene Ontology annotation, biological process: male courtship behavior; chemosensory behavior; sensory perception of taste. The transcript is spliced from 3 exons. Bases 1 to 942 code for a protein of 313 amino acids. The record is from RefSeq and is a predicted model, not a curated record. Gene Ontology annotation, cellular component: axon; membrane; dendrite. NCBI's taxonomy places the organism in Eukaryota, Metazoa, Arthropoda, Insecta, Hymenoptera, Formicidae.
AUGCUUGGAAAUUUCAUAAUAAUUGUUACGCUCAUUCUAACACUUCCACGAAUGCGCUUGCUUCAGAUUAUAUUGAAGGUCUCUUCAAGAUUGCCCUCAGAAUCAUACGAAAAGUUAUCUAAACUAAUCCAUGCUAAGGAUAUUAUUGGUUUCUGUUAUUCAAUUGGGAUCAUAUUAAUUUUUAUAUUCACAUUGCAAAUAAAUCGCUUAUUUGAAAUAUAUAUCAGUAUAGUAGUAUUUCAGAUGGAUAUGCUGUACAUGAAUUGUGUUUGUGUAUUAAAAACAUGUUUUACAAAAAUCAAUGACAAUCUGAUCAGCAUGAGAACAUUCAUUGCAAACAAUGAGCUACGUGUCUCUAAAUUAAAUUAUCAUAACCAUCAGAGAAAUCCGUUUCUGAUCAUGGAACUCAAGGAUUUAAAGAAGCAACAUUUGACGAUCUAUGAUACAAUACAGAUAUUGAACAUAAUCUUCAGUCUACAGCUUCUUGCUACAGUAGUCAUGACCUUCUCUCUCGUCACUAUCUGUAUAUACUAUUACAUAUUAGCAUCGAAAUAUAUGCAUACAUCAACUAAAACAAAUUUUUUGGAAGGUUUAUUACUUCAUAUGCUUUUUAUACUAUUUAUGGCAUACUUUUUUAUAAAAGUAUUAUUGAUAGUAUGGGCCUGCGAGACGGGUAAAAACCAAGCUCAACAAAUUAGCACUUCCAUUCAUGAUGUAUUUAAUACUACCACCGAUAAAAAAAUCAAAGAUGAGUUACAACUAUUUUCUUUACAAGUACUUCAUUGUAAUAAUACAUUUUCUGCAAAAGGUUUUACUAUGGACGCAAAGCUUCUCGCUGCGAUAGUGAGUAGUAUCACCACGUACGUAAUGAUAUUAUUUCAAUUCAUGUAUAUGUCAUAUUCUUGCCAGGAUAAGACAGCAAACAAUACAGGAAAAAUCUAA